Hibiscus syriacus is the source of this 1058-nucleotide messenger RNA. RefSeq names its product FCS-Like Zinc finger 14-like. The record is from RefSeq and is a predicted model, not a curated record. NCBI's taxonomy places the organism in Eukaryota, Viridiplantae, Streptophyta, Magnoliopsida, Malvales, Malvaceae. The coding region runs from base 335 to 850 and encodes 171 amino acids. The transcript has 2 exons.
AACAACUAAACCAUGGGCUGUCUCCCAACCAUACCAUCAUCAUGCAUUUCUUAACUCUUUAGCUUUUUGCUUGGAAAAAAGAUUUUAUAAAAACAACCCUCAUUUCCACUCCUUUCCAUCAAACAAUCACUUUGAUUCUUCUUCCUUGAGCCAUGUUAGGGAAGAGAGUUCGACCCUUGAUCGGAAACUUGCCGGAGCUACUCAUCUCACCCACAAAUCAGCCUUUUGGGAUUCGAUAAGAAGCCCCAAAGGUCCAUUAGAUCUUAAAACCCCGUCGCCGAGAGGUUUAACUUGGUACGACGCCGGUGGUGUUGGCCUCGGAAUCAUUGCUUCGAUGGAGAAAUCUAUUCGGAGCUCGAAUCGGCCGACGGAGGCGAUCGGAAAAGGUGGACUGAUCGGAGGAUUCGAGGGGUUGGAGAUGAAUGAUAAUUCGGAAGAUUAUACGUUUGUGAUAAGCCAUCACGGACAUGGGAAAUCAUCGACCAAGGUGUAUUUUAAUGAAGAACAAAGACAUGACAGAAAUUGGUUCUUAUUCGGAGCAAUUAAGGAAACACCGUCGCCUAAAUCUUCGUCUUCAGCGGUGGAGAGAUUCGUUGAAGGUGAAGAAUACCCAACCUCGUAUUUUCUCAGUUCUUGUCAUCUUUGCAAGAAAAAGUUGCAUGGACAGGACAUAUACAUGUACGGAGGGGAGAAGGGUUUCUGUAGUUCCGAGUGUAGAGCAACACAGAUAAUGAUUGAUGAGAGGAAAGAGAGAUGCAAAUCAGAAGCUUCGAAAUCUGGGAAAAGUUCAAGCUUGAAUUUUGAUAAUAAUUCCGGGCAGAUUUUCUCCACUGGGAUUCUUGCAAUUUAGCCUUUGAUCAAACCAGCUGAAUAUAAAUUAUAGGGAAAAUAUCAUACAAUUUAUGAUAGGAUUAAUAAAUUAGUUUAGUUUUCACGAUCUUAAUUUAGAAUAAGAAGAAAUAAAUAGAAACAAAUGAAAAUUUUGUUCGAAUUUGAAGAGUUGGGGCAUAUAUGCUGUAAUGAGAAGAUGUGAAAUUUGAUAAGAAAUGUCCUUUUUG